Centruroides sculpturatus (bark scorpion) is the source of this 681-nucleotide messenger RNA. RefSeq names its product zinc finger MYM-type protein 1-like. NCBI's taxonomy places the organism in Eukaryota, Metazoa, Arthropoda, Arachnida, Scorpiones, Buthidae. The transcript has a single exon. The record is from RefSeq and is a predicted model, not a curated record. Bases 1 to 681 code for a protein of 226 amino acids.
AUGCACGAAUUCGCGAAAUCUCACACGUUAUCUCAGUGGCAGAAAUCGGCGGCCACAGCAGCAAAAUGUUUUGUUGGAAAUAUACCCGUUGAUGUACAGCUGAUUUCUGUCCACCAACAAGAAAUAGAAGCCAACAAGAAAAUUGUUGCAUCGAUAAUUUUGACUGUGAUGCUUUGUGGUACACAUGACCCACCUUUGAGGGGCAAAGAACACCAUGAAGACGUUUUUGAAGACUUGAUCAAACUCAAAAUUGAUGCUGGUGACCACAUUUUAAAAGAGCACAUAGAAAAAGGCGCAAAAAAUGCCACUUACAUGUCACCGCAGAUUCAAAAUGAAGUAAUCGGCCUAUGUGGCAACAUCAUUAGAGACAACAUCACUACUGAAGUAAAGAAAGCAUGUGCUUACAGUAUCCUGUCAGACGAGAACAGUGACAUAUCAGGGAAAGAUCAACUUUCUAUUGGGGUUAGAUUUUUUGACGAAGAAAAUAUGAUGAUUCGUGAGGAAUUUCUAGGUUUUGUAGAGUUGACUGACAUAGUUGCAAAAUCUGUAGCAUCUACAAUUAACAACUCUGUAGAAAAGGUACUCCUUGAUCCUGAAAAGUACGUCGGACAAGAAUACGAUGGGUGUUCCACUAUGGCAGAAAAUGAUGGUGGUGUCCAGAAAAUUUUUCGAGAAAAGUAG